This is a messenger RNA of Brassica napus (rape), 3492 nucleotides long. Its product is annotated as BAHD acyltransferase At3g29680-like. NCBI's taxonomy places the organism in Eukaryota, Viridiplantae, Streptophyta, Magnoliopsida, Brassicales, Brassicaceae. The coding region runs from base 980 to 2416 and encodes 478 amino acids. The transcript has 3 exons. The record is from RefSeq and is a predicted model, not a curated record.
UUAAGGAGGAGAAAACUUCUCUUUCUUGACCUGAAUGGGUUGCUUGCAGAUAUAGUUUCUCCUCUUGCAGAUUGUAAAGCUGAUAUUAACAUUGGAAGAAGAGCAAUUUCAACCUCAUGUUCAUGUAUCCUGCCAAAACUGGAUUAAUCCGAUUAGAAAAGAGCCUCUAACCUGUAAGAUGGCUAUCAUAUUGUCCUGAGACUCUGUUAUGUAUUUUCACAUGGCUCCUUCUGAUGCUAGAGGGGAAUUAAAACAGAGUAUUAGAUGGACAUGGAAAAGAACAACGAGUGCAAGGACAAGCAAAAUAUCAGGUAUCUGAUUAGUGAAGAACUAGAAAGGAUUAUACAACUCAAUGAGAUAUUGGACAUGCAAGGCCAUUGAAACUGCUUUGUCUUUUGUAAUGUUUUUUUUUGUGCUGAAAGCAUAUGAGAUCAACAUUUUGUCUGCUUUUAACAAUGGUAAAGUACAAGGAACAGCAACAAUUCUUGAAUAAUUUGUUCCAGCAGAAGCCUGACAUGGGGGAACGGCCAAUUCCAAUAUUGAUUACAUUUAUAUGUACCUAAGUUUUGGUGGUUUAUUUAUAUCUAAAUAAACCAAUUAACCUUAACAAAUCUAAUAAAAACAACCAUUAACUAACAACAACAAAAACUCUGUAUGUUUUCAAGCUGUCUUAAUUCAGAUGCGGAAUAAAAGUUAAGAAGUGUUAUAUAUGGGCAAUCUCCACUGACAAGUUGCGUAAUUGGUGACGAAGAUUUAGGAGUUUCUAUGGAAACCAAUAUUUAAGGAUUCAAAAAAACGAAAGUUCCUUUGCGAACAGAACUAAUCUUCACAAUCACAUGACAACAGCUGGUGUUUCACGUUACCAUAUAGGUAUCUCCAAUUUAAGGUUUGACUUCAAGUGAAAUAAUAGUUUGAACCAUCUAUUAUAAAAAAAGUCAAACUACGUUUGCAUUUUGAUGAAAGCUCUAUCUCCCUUACAAUGAGCUCGAGUUCAACAUAUAACGCUGGUUUAUUAUCUUCAUCAAUGGGGCUAAAAGUAAUCAAGAUCACCCGAGUCAACCCCGCAACUGACUCGUCCCGCGACUCUGCCGAUCCACUCAUUCUCCCACUCACCUUUUUCGACUUGCGGUGGGUAAGAUCCCAUCCUACUCAGCAAGUCAUCUUCUACAAACUCCCAGUGUCAUCUCGCGAGUUUUUUCACUCCGUGAUCCUCCCUAAGCUUGAGCUCUCCCUCUCCCUCGUCCUCCGCCACUACUUCCCGUUGGCUGGUCACCUCAAGUGGAACCAACAAGAUCCUAAGCCCCGAGUUGUUGUCUACAGCCACGACACUGUCUCGCUAACGGUAGCUGAGUCUAACGCUGAUUUUCUCUUUGUUUCCGGCAAGGGACUACGUCCACAGACGGAGUUACGUGUCUUGGUGCCGGAGUUAUCGGUUUCGUGCGACUCCUCAUCUCUAUAUUCUCUCCAAAUCACAUUGUUCCCUAACCAAGGGUUUUGCAUCGGUCUAGCAGAACAUCAUGUUUUGAAGGACGGUGUAGGAUCGAUAAUGUUUAUCAAAGCAUGGGCUCACAUUUGUAAGUCACUGGGAGAAGGAAUAAUGACUUUACCUAGUGACUUUAUUCCAAUAUUAGAUCGUACUCUCAUCAAUGUUAGGCCUAGUCUUGAAUCCAAGAUUUUGGAAUACAUGUCAUACUUUUCAGAUGAAGAAGAUGGCAAGAGAACCAUGGACCCGCCUCCAGUGGGAGAGAUUUGUACUGAUCUUGUCCGGAUAACACUCGAGCUGACUCAGGAGAAUGUGGAUAAACUCAAAGAGCGAGCCAAGAGAGAGUCAACUCGCUCUCAGCAUGAGCUUCAUUUAUCAACGUUCGUUAUAGUAAACGCUUAUGUCUGGAGCUGCCUUGUGAACGCGCGUGGAGGCAACAAAGAGAGGCCGUUGCUUUUCAUGUACGCAGCUGAUUUUAGGAACCGGUUAGAUCCACUGGUCCCUGAGAGGUACAUGGGUAAUUGCGUGGUUCUUGUCAAUUGCAUUGGCUACAAAGGAAAGCAUCUACUGGGAAGAGAUGGCUUUGUUAGUGCUGUGGAGAUUCUUAGUGACUCAGUUAAAGGUUUGGGUUCAAGAGGGAUUGAAGCACUUUGGGAGUCCUACAUUGAUGGAAUGAAGCAAGUGAAACCGGAUACUCAUGUUGAGUCCGUCUCUGGGUCGACUCGGAUGGGGUUGUACCAGGCGGAUUUCGCGUGGGGAAAACCGGUUAACCAUGAGAUUGUAUCCAUUGACCGGUAUCCAGCGUAUUCGAUGUGGGAGAGGAGGGAUGAGACCGGUGGCGCUGAGAUAGGUUUGUGUUUGCGGAAGAGUGAGAUGGACACUUUUAUUUCUUUGUUUGAAUAUGGUUUAGGAAAAAUAUCAUCACGUAUUUAACGCUGCAUGCAUGCAACUUUUCUUUCCAGGACCAAAGAUAUAUUAUGUAAGUGAUGUAACGCCGUACAUGUUCCAAUUUCAAGAGCUACUUGUUGAAAUAUUGUUAGGCGCCCCAUCGCUUUUUGUUAUCUAUGUGUAGUUAUGCUAUCCGUCGAGUAAUGGUUUUCGUAAAAAAAAUAUUUUGCUUGAGUAACCUUAUUAUACGUAUAAUCAAGAUGAUAAAUUUCAAUGCAUAUAUAUAUAUAUAUAUAUAUAUACGGCUUCUUCACCGAAAAGAAGAUUGAAGUUUAAAAUUCAUGUGAAAAAGUGGAGUUAUUGAAAUAUAUCUUCCAAAACAUAUUGACAUGAUAUAUAGUUAUAGACAAAUAAACAAAAAAUAGUGGUUUUUAUAAAAAAGUAAAUUAUAUAUUGUCGUUUAAAACUGCAAAUUGUGUAAAAUUAAGUUUGAUAAUAAAGCAUCUCAAAUUUAUAAACAAACCACAUAACUUAUAAAAUGUAUGCCAAGCACCUCCACAUGCUGAUAGGAAAGCUGGUUUGAAUCUUAAGUCAAAAUCAUAUUCUAGUACUCCACUUGUAGUAUUGUGUAGCUAUUUGGUUUAUAAAAGACUACAGUUCGUUUUUGCAGAAAAAAAAACGAAUCUAGCGUUAUAUCAUAAUGGGGCCUAUGAAUUAUAAAAGGUUUAUUUCAGAAAUGUGUAAUUUUUAUUUACUUCUAAUCAAGAAAAAGUAUAGUAUGUUUUUGUUUAUCAUCAAUGGCUCUAAAUAUCAAGAUCUCUCAAGUCAACUCAAUACUCGUUUCAUGACGAAAGACUCGCUAGCUGCUUCUCCCAUUCUCUUGACGUACGGUGGUUAAAAUUCCAUCAUACCGAUAGAAGAAGCAUAAUAGUAUGUGGAAUUUACAGCAAAAAAAAAUGCAAUAGGGUUUUGUGGGUGAUGUAAAAUUUACUACAGACUAUCAUAUAUUUUAUUUGUGGAUAGUGCAAUUACAAAGGGUGGGGUCUUUGUAAUUUAUUCAAACCUUUUAGCAUAUGCAAUCUAGUUCUUGUAGGUACCUUUGAUAUAAAAUUAGAAGAAGA